This is a messenger RNA of Aspergillus caelatus, 1977 nucleotides long. Its product is annotated as galactose oxidase. Gene Ontology annotation, molecular function: protein binding. The transcript is spliced from 2 exons. The coding region runs from base 1 to 1977 and encodes 658 amino acids. The record is from RefSeq and is a predicted model, not a curated record. Lineage: Eukaryota; Fungi; Ascomycota; Eurotiomycetes; Eurotiales; Aspergillaceae.
AUGGACUGCUAUGUCUCAGUUGGACCAUGGUGCAGCAUGGUGCAGCGAGUACGUGCGGUAAGGAGUGCUGCUGCUACCUCUAUUCCCCGUACUGGUUGGACGGUCAGCGUCGACAGUUUCCAAGUCGGUUAUGAGGCAGAGAAAAUGCUUGAUGGUGACCCCAAGUCCUUCUGGCACACGCAAUGGACUCUAUCGAACAUGCUGCUGCCUCAUAAAGUUACCAUCGACAUGAAAAGGGUAUUUGUGGUGAAUGGUUUCUCAUAUCUUCCGCGGCAGGACGGCCAAAAUAACGGCAACAUUGGUCAGCAUAAGCUUGAGUUGAGUAUUGACGGAAAUGAUUGGGGUGAACCUGUGGCAAGUGGAAUGUACCUGAACGAUUCCUCACAGAAAACAACCCUCUUCACACCGCAGCCCGGUCGGUAUGUUCGCUUUACAGCGAUGUCAGAAGCUCAAGACACCGGAAACCAAUGGAUGAGUGCUGCGGAAGUGAAUAUCCUCAGUCCUGAUCCAAGCUUUUCUGGGUCGGACUUCACCUCACAACCUGCCGAUAAAGGGAAAUGGGGCCCUAGCGUCAAUUUCCCUGUUGUUCCUGUUGCAGCGGCAAUGAUUAACGACACCAAUCUGCUGAUGUGGUCUGCUUUCAGGCCUGACACGUUUGGCGGAGAAACCGGCAUUACAUUCACCGCUACUUGGGAUCUAAGCACGGGAACUGUUUCGCAACGAGUGGUCAAUGAUACUCAUCAUGAUAUGUUCUGUCCCGGGCUUUCUCUAGACCAUUUGGGUCAACCGGUUGUUACCGGGGGGAGCAGUAGCCUGAGGACCAGCAUCUAUAAUACAGGCACAGACAGAUGGAUCGCCGCCAGCAAUAUGCAAAUUGCGCGGGGCUAUCAAUCCCAAGUCACUUUAUCGAAUGGACAAAUCUUCACGAUUGGUGGCUCAUGGAGCGGCGGUCAAGGCGACAAGGCUGGAGAGGUCUAUGACGUCGCCAACAAUAUCUGGACAAGACUACCAGGCUGCAAAGUCGAGCCUAUGCUAACAAAGGAUAGCCAAGGCGUAUACCGCCAAGACAAUCAUGGGUGGCUAUUUGCAUGGAAACAAAAAUACGUGUUCCAGGCUGGCCCGAGCAGUGCCAUGAACUGGUAUAAUGUGGACGGAACAGGAAGCCAGCAGGAUGCGGGUCUCCGUGGCAGUGAUCCUGACUCAAUGAAUGGAAAUGCGGUCAUGUACGAUGCGCUUCAGGGCAAGAUCCUUACAGUUGGGGGGGGCCCGAACUACCAAGAUAGCGAAGCGACCAACUCUGCACACAUCAUCACUCUCGGAAAUCCUGGCGACACAGCAAAUGUCCGUCAAAUCAGUCCCAUGGCUUACGCUCGCGGGUUCGCGAACAGUGUUAUCGUGCCAGACGGCAAGGUCCUCAUCCUUGGCGGUCAAAGUUAUGUCGUGCCAUUCACGGACACCAACGCCAUCAUGGUUCCAGAGCUUUGGGAUCCAGAAACCGAGAUGUUUGUGGCAAUGAAUCCCAUGGCUGUUCCCCGCACCUAUCACAGCAUUGGCCUCCUCCUCCCAGACGCUACAGUUUUGAGCGGGGGUGGCGGCCUUUGCGGUACCAACUGCGCCACCAACCACUUCGAUGCCCAGAUCUUCCUCCCACCGUACUUGUUCAAGGCAGACGGAUCACUGGCUCCCCGGCCGCAGAUCACCAGUACUCCAGGAACAGUCAAAGUCGGCGACUCCAUAACUGUGCAAACAGAUGUGGAAGUCGCAGAUUUUGCACUCAUACGGUACGGUUCGAAUACACAUUCAGUGAACACGGACCAAAGACGUAUUUCUCUGAAGCCGAGAGUCACAAACAAAAUCUCGUAUACGCUAGACUUGCCUAGUGAUCCUGGAGUUGUUAUUCCCGGAUAUUGGAUGUUGUUUGCGAUAACAAGUGAGGGUGUGCCUAGUGUUGCAAGAACGGUUCACAUACAGCUGUGA